Messenger RNA from Trematosphaeria pertusa, 1427 nucleotides. RefSeq lists its product as uncharacterized. The transcript has 6 exons. NCBI's taxonomy places the organism in Eukaryota, Fungi, Ascomycota, Dothideomycetes, Pleosporales, Trematosphaeriaceae. The coding region runs from base 165 to 1232 and encodes 355 amino acids. The record is from RefSeq and is a predicted model, not a curated record.
ACCGUGGAGACGGAUUCAGGAGUGGCUUGUUGGCGCUGCGGCGUAGCGAUAAGAAGGAAGAAGCAGAGCCGACGUGGGAUGGGAGGAUCGCACAUAUUUACGAUCUCAAGCACGCUGUCGGACGCUUUUUCUUGGUCCAAAUGCGAUAAUACCGACUUCUGAAGAUGGAGACAAGGCAGCCCGACAUGAUCGCCGCCGGCGCGAUCACCUACUCGGCCGCACUGAUCGCGUUUCUCCUGAGGCUCCUAGCGCGACGAAUCAAGGGAGUUCCAUGGAACUGGGGCGACUACGUUGCUUUGGUUGCAUUUUUGUUUACGACCGCCUUCACGAUCUCGAAUCUUUACAAACUACACGUUGGACUCGGGCUACAUCUUACGGAUAUGGGGCUCAAAUACGACAAAGCUUCGUUCGACAUUGCUGCAUACGAUUAUUUCCGCCUGCUGUGGAUUGAUAUGUGGCUAUACACGGCAGCUAUCGGUCUCUCCAAGCUUACCGCUUUGGCCCUUUACGUGCGCAUCUUCGGACAGUCGAGCAUCAGAAUACCUAUUUGGGUUCUUACUGGCUGUGUACUGCUCUGGAUGAUGGCCCGCGUCAUAGUGAUUCCUUUAAUAUGCAGUCCGAUUGCGAAGUUCUGGCACUCCGACAUGGAUGGCACUUGUCCGGUGAAGACUAACAACUUCUUCUUUGGGACGACGAUUCCACAUUUGCUCAUGGAGGUCGCAAUCGUGGUGUUGCCAUGUAUUAAGAUUCGGCAGCUCAAUUUGCCUCGGGCGCAGAAAAUCGCAGUCGGGGGAAUGUUCACUUCUGGAACCCUUGUCUGUAUAGCAUCUCUCGUCCAGCUCAUCCAAGCAUUCCAGCUUGACACUUCCUCGCUGGAUAUAUGGUGGACCUCCACGCCUCAAACCAUUGCCUCUCUCAUCGAGGUAAACCUCGGACACUUUUCCACCUCCCUCCCCAAUCUCCGACCAAUCCUCGACAUCGUCAUCGGACGCAAAACCGUAUCCAGCAGCCGGCCGACCCCAUACUACGCCCACACCACACAAAAGUCCGGGCGGUCGAAGAGGCCGGGUGUCUUUUCCCAUCCGUCUCGCGGCAGAGUAAGUAACGAUUCCGAGCUCGAGCUGGCACAGUACGAGGGCCUGGUGCUGGGAAGAGAAGCCAAGACGAUGCCGGGAGAAAUCUGGAAGAGCACUACGACCGAUGUCUCCUCGUCCAAACGCGAUUCUACUUGAAUGAUUACGGCUUUCAUUGGAACGAUCUUCUUUACGAACGCUUCGGAGGGAAUUGUUGUACGAUACGGCGCGAUUACGACAUCUGUUUGUGCGACAAUCAUGUAUGGUCGCAAUGCACAGUCUCCCCAAUGGAGUUCUAAGGCCGAGCUCGCAGCGACAGUGCACCACGUGUGUGGGUGGAACGUUAUUGCGACU